Messenger RNA from Chanos chanos (milkfish), 3299 nucleotides. Its product is annotated as phosphatidylinositol 4,5-bisphosphate 3-kinase catalytic subunit gamma isoform. The transcript has 10 exons. The record is from RefSeq and is a predicted model, not a curated record. The coding region runs from base 1 to 3282 and encodes 1093 amino acids. Gene Ontology annotation, cellular component: cytoplasm; plasma membrane; phosphatidylinositol 3-kinase complex, class IA. NCBI's taxonomy places the organism in Eukaryota, Metazoa, Chordata, Actinopteri, Gonorynchiformes, Chanidae. Gene Ontology annotation, molecular function: 1-phosphatidylinositol-4-phosphate 3-kinase activity; 1-phosphatidylinositol-3-kinase activity. Gene Ontology annotation, biological process: phosphatidylinositol-mediated signaling; phosphatidylinositol-3-phosphate biosynthetic process; phosphatidylinositol 3-kinase/protein kinase B signal transduction.
AUGGAGGCUAAAUUGGGUUUAGAUCAUCAAAAUAAUCAGGUCAGUAGAAAGACUUCUAGACCCUUAGUCUUCCCUGACCACAGCCUGGUGUUUAUCUGUGAGCUCCCAUCAAAGGAAGAUCAAACUGCAGAAGAAGGCCAAGAAUCGAUUAAAGUCAAACUUCCAGCACAAUGUAAUGUGUACCAGUUGCGUCUGCGCCUCUGCAUGCUUGCUCAAGUAACCAGUCAAAUGUCAGACCCACUGGAGCUGCUAGACCCUGAGAAAUAUAGAUUACUCUAUACUAAGGAAGGUAAUCAAUAUGAGAUUUAUGAUGACAGUCAGAUAGUCAGAACCUUGGACCUUCCAUGGGUUCUGAACGCUGCAGGUCACAGGACAGCUUUGGUAAAAGUCUCACCACAGCCAGAGGUUUCUGAAGAAGAGAAGAGCUACCAUCAUGUUCUGGCUGAACUAAUUGGCUUUGAUUUAGAUUCUACACAUGCCAAUCGAUUGGAUGAGCUGAACUUCACCCGCAGGAAGUUUGCCUCACCACGCCAAGAAGAAAUAAGAAAGCGUGAUCUUAGAGCCUAUGCCACCGAGCCAUGGACAACCUCUGCACCCUUACCCAAAGAUCAGCAAGUUCUGCUUGCGCGCAAGCUGUCGGUGACUCUAUAUUAUGGUAGUAGAAACCUCAGAAUUCAGGUGGUUGUGCAAGAGACACCAGAUGGUCUCAAAAAGAUCAUGUGGGAAUCAAUGUCAAAGCAUACUAAGUAUUUUAAGAGCUGGUCUGCAGACCAUGUUCUCAAGGUGUGUGGUAGAGAGGAGUUCCUUUGCGGAGAUUUCCCACUUUGGCAUUUUGUGUGGGUCAGGCACUGUAUGAAGAAUACGCAGGAUCUUCACCUGUCAGUAGUUGCAAUGGGUUCACUUCCAGAUGACACAGUUAAAAUCAAAGACUGGCCCAUGGUGGACAGUCUCACAGGUCUUUCUAGCUCCCAUGAGGAGCUUUCCCUGGAAGGGAAGGAAGUGGAUGAGAUCCUAAUGAUUUCACUGUGGGACUGUGAUAGGAAGUUUAGGGUGAAGCUUUUAGGGUUUGACAUUCCUGACCUGCCAGGCAAAAUCCCUCAACUUGUCCAUGUAGAAGCCAGCAUCAUCUAUGGGAGUAAAGUAGUGUCAUCUGUCUCCUCUUCACCAAAGGCCAUAGCAGAUGAGGUGCUUUGGAACUCUUGGCUGGAGUUUGAUAUUCUUUUGAGAGAUCUCCCACGUGGAGCAAAGCUGGGCUUCACCAUUAAUGAAAGCACCCAGCAUGGUUCCACAAAGGAGUCCAAGUCCCCCACAAAGGAGUUAAAGUCCCUCUCUUCAGGUAAAGCAGCAGACAUCCCGAAGGGAAAACAGAAGGUCCUGUACUUUGCAAACCUCCAGCUAAUUGACCACAGGUCUGUCCUUAGCCAGGGCCCCCACACAUUACACAUGUGGCCUUUUUCUGAACAAGAGGGAGAGGGAUGUACUUAUGAAGCUGAUAAGCUUUCCACUGCAACCAACCCAGAUGUGGCCAAAUCAAUGGCAAUCACUUUUCUGUUGGAUCGCUACAACUUCCCAGUGGUCCUUCCACACAGUACGACCUAUAAUGAUACCCCUUCUCCUCCAAGCACAUUGUCCCCCACAUCUAGUCCCAGUUCUCCACUCCCCAUGUUUGGCUCCAGUCCAUCAUCUCCAGUUAGCAUGGGUUCACCUACCACAUCCCUACUGUCCACAGAUAAAUCCCGUUUAAGGAAUAUCAGACAACAGAGCUAUACCUCCAAUCUUCCUCAGUUCCUCCGUACUGUGGACUGGCUUAAGCCCAGUGUAGUUCAGGAUGUUCAUUGGCUACUGAGUCACUGGGAGCCUCAGGAUUUGGAGUUGCCUGUUGCUCUGGAGCUUCUGAGUGUGGAUUAUGCUGAUGAGAAAGUCAGAGAAUUGGCUGUUCAGAGACUGGAGACACUCACUAAUGAAGAGGUGCUAAGGUAUCUGCUUCAACUAGUUCAGACCUUGAAAGUAGAGCCAUAUCAUGAUAGUUCCUUGGCGAGGUUUCUCAUUCGACGAGCCUUAAGGAGCAAGAGAAUUGGGCACUAUUUUUUCUGGUACCUGCGGAGUGAGGUGGCUGCAUGCCCAUUUUUCCGUCAGCGUAUGGCAGUAAUACUGGAGUCUUAUUUGCUGGGCUGCGGCCAGGCAAUGCUGUCAGAGUUCCAGCGACAGGUACACGUUGUCACAAGCCUGAGUGAUGUGGCCAUUAGAAUGAAACAGUUCUUUCCAGAGAAGAAUGACCUCACACCGGCAGCUCCUCAGCUGCUACAGGAAUUUCUGCAGGAGUACAAUUUACCAUCUGAUUUUCAGGUGCCUUUUGAUCCUCGCAUCAGAGCUGGCAGCAUCCUGCUGGAUAGAUGCAAAGUGAUGGCCUCCAAGAAAAAACCUCUCUGGCUGGAAUUUUCCUGUGUGGCCUCACAGGCUCCUCCUACACCACCUGUGGGAAUCAUCUUUAAGCAUGGGGAUGACCUUCGCCAGGACAUGUUGGUUAUCCAGACACUGAUGUUGAUGGACUCAAUUUGGCAGGAGAAAUCAAUGGAUCUGAACUUGGUGCCUUAUGGUUGUAUAUCCACAGGAUAUAACAUCGGUAUGAUAGAGAUUGUGAGAGAUGCUUUCACAAUCGCUGGAGUUCAGAAGAGUCAGGGUGGCACCGUGGCAGCGUUUAAAAACGAUGCCCUCUAUAAGUGGAUCGAGAGUCGAUGUCCUUUAGACGAAAAGCACUAUCAUGCCAUGGAGAAGUUUGUUACUUCUUGUGCUGGUUAUUGUGUGGCCACAUAUGUGCUAGGCAUAGGGGACCGUCACAAUGACAACAUCAUGAUCACUGACCAAGGAAAUCUGUUCCACAUUGAUUUUGGACACAUCCUGGGCAACACCAAGAGCUUCCUAGGUGUGAGCCGGGAGCGAGUUCCCUUUGUCCUCACUCCUGACUUCCUUUAUGUCAUGGGAAAGGUCAAAGGGCAAACUAGCCUCUGCUUCCAGAGAUUCAAGGAAAUCUGUAUCCAGGCCUACUUGUCCCUGCGCUCCCAGUCCCGCCUUCUGCUCACUCUGUUCUCCCUAAUGCUACCGACAGGCAUCCCUGAGCUCAGUACAGCACAGGAUAUGCGCUACCUCCGUAUGGCUCUGCAGGAGGACUGCUCAGAGGUUGAGGCACGUCAGCACUUCCUGCAGCAAAUUAAUGAGUGUGAGAAGUUGGGCUGGACAGUACAGGCUAACUGGUGGAUUCAUUUGCUGGUUGGUAUGAAGUAAACAACAGAGACAGGUGC